AUGGUCAUCUACAACCGAUGGAUGCAGCGUUGGAGCUACCCACACAUCCUCAUGUUUGGCAACAUCCUCACCGCCGUCUGCAACUUGCUCAACUGCUUGGUCUUCUCACGCUGGAACUUGAAGUUGGGUAUCAACGACCAUGUCUUUGUGCUUGGGUCGGAUGCGAUUCAGAACGUGGUUCAAGAGAUCGCGUGGCUGCCGACCAUGCUCCUCAUCUCGCAGCUGUGCCCCAAGGGCUGUGAAGCCACCAUGUUUGCAUUGCUGGCGGGCAUGUCGAAUCUGGGUGCAUCGCUGGGCUCCUACUUCGGCGCUUACAUUUUGGUGCUGCUAGGCGUUCAGCCCACGGGCGAAGCGAACGAGUCGGCUGAGUUCGACAACCUUUGGAUUGCAUCCGUUGUCUCUUCGGUUGGCCCCUGCAUCCCCUUGGCUUUGGUCUAUCAGCUCAUUCCGAACGUCGGGCAGCAAGAUACGGUGCCAGGGCUCCGGAGCUCUACGCAGGGCUCCCCUUUGAACAAUCUGCUCGUGCAAUGGGGCUGGAUGGAGGAUGAGUCAAGCUCCGAAGAAGUCGAGCUGAAGAACGUGCUUGGACAGGACGACAGCGACGAUGAUCGAUGA
Molecule: messenger RNA, 615 nt
Organism: Symbiodinium sp. CCMP2456
Lineage: Eukaryota; Dinophyceae; Suessiales; Symbiodiniaceae
Source: the annotation of a GenBank genome assembly